AUGUCCCAGCUCUUCUUUGGAAAGCCAGCACAUACCUUUCAGUCUACACCAAAACUUUGUCAUCAUCAUCCCUCAUCACCCAAGGACCCUGAACAAGGACAUGGGCCAGACCAGGACAUCCCUGAUGAGACAUUUUCGUUUGUGACACUGGACGAAAGCCAUGGACAGCAAAGUGAGGACUCCGGCAUCGACAUUUCAAACAUCUCCAAUAGACGUGACGUACACAACAGUACUUCCAGCGAGCUCCCAGGUGAGGAGGCUACGACUGUUCUCAGUUCAACGAUAGAGGAGAUAGGGAAGAAGGCCCAGGAUCUGAUAGAGCGAAUCAACCAGAGCCGAGCCAUGGACCAGGAAAUCAUGACCACCUUCGAGAACAAGUUAAUGAAUAAGGUGAGUGAGGUGUGCCAGCAGGUGAAGGAGCAGAUGUUCAGCAGCUAUGAGGAACAUGGCCGUGGGAUGGAGGCCAAUCUGCAGGAGCUGUCCGAGGUGCUGGAGAGGUGCAGUCAGCUCAGCAUGGAGCUACAGGGAGCCAGUCAGACCUUAUCAGCCAUCAACAACAGCCUGCAGCAGACAGCUGAGAACUGACAUCUACCCAGCCAUUAAUUUAUUUUAACUGCCUCAUAGCAUCCCAACUUCUGGGAGGUCUGGAAUAAUUAAAGCAAUGACUUGUUUGUUUGACUGUGGUAUAUGUCUAAUAGGACAUAAAACAGUGGUUGUAAACUGAGUGGG
Salvelinus fontinalis (brook trout) is the source of this 729-nucleotide messenger RNA. Its product is annotated as synaptonemal complex central element protein 2-like. The transcript is spliced from 4 exons. The coding region runs from base 1 to 585 and encodes 194 amino acids. Gene Ontology annotation, biological process: synaptonemal complex assembly. Gene Ontology annotation, cellular component: central element. The record is from RefSeq and is a predicted model, not a curated record. Lineage: Eukaryota; Metazoa; Chordata; Actinopteri; Salmoniformes; Salmonidae.